This is a messenger RNA of Phycomyces blakesleeanus NRRL 1555(-), 261 nucleotides long. RefSeq lists its product as hypothetical. Bases 1 to 261 code for a protein of 86 amino acids. The record is from RefSeq and is a predicted model, not a curated record. The transcript is spliced from 2 exons. NCBI's taxonomy places the organism in Eukaryota, Fungi, Mucoromycota, Mucoromycetes, Mucorales, Phycomycetaceae.
AUGUCAAAACCAGUACACAGCAAAAAUGAAAUACCGAGGUCCAACACUGGUUUGACCAUCAAUCCAUCCAAAGCCUAUUCACGCUCAGAAACAAGAGAUAAACUGACAGGACUUACUAUAUUUCACGGAGGACUUUUCAGGCAAAGUCAAGCAAUCAAGAACAGGUUUCCAUCCAGGGCCACAGGUACACCAAGACUCAAUGAGCAUAUGCUCAUUAUCUUUUGUAUGCUUCUAGUGUCUUCCGCCCAGGUCAAACGUUAA